CAGUUCGCUGUGUCAAACUGCAUCUGCGCCGAGUCACCGGCAACUCAACGCUCACCUUCGAACAGAUGCGCACCUUGCUUGCUCAAAUCAGCGCAGUGAUAAAUUCACGCCCCUUAUGCUACACAUCUGAUACCGAAGACAACUACUUAUCACCCGCCCACUUCUUAAUUGGGCGACCGUUAACCACCGUGCCAGAUCCUAACUUAAGCCACAUCCCUGUGGGUCGAUUAGGAUAUUGGCAAAGCAUCCAGGCUAUGCUUCAAGGAUUCUGGAAGAAAUGGCAUCAGGAGUAUCUGACUACUCUGCAACAACGUCCAAAAUGGACCACUUCAACACCCAACCUCUCGAUCGGUGAUGUAGUUCUCGUUAAGGAGUCUAAUACACCACCAGCAUCUUGGCACAUCGCACGGGUAAUGGAAACCUAUCCAGGGAAGGACAACCUCGUUCGAGCAGUCAAGCUGAAGACAUCAACAGGAGAGAUGACCAGACCAAUCACGAAGAUUGCCGUUUUGCCCAGUUCAGAAACUGUGUUUCAGGGCGGGCCGGGAUGUUCCUGAACGGUUGCAGUCUUUAAUAAACUCUCAUUAUUAGGCGCAUAAUGCCAUCUCUAUCCUAUGUAAUAUAAUAUCGAUAUACAUAUAUAUAUAUACCAUUUUUCGAUUCUGGCAACGCUGCUACGACAGCGUCUUUUUGUGAAAUUCAUACCAGUAUCAAAUAGGCUUCGAAACCGUCAAGAAUAAAAAUUACAUACAGUCCACACAAAUCGUUUAUAUUUCUAACCAGGUACGGUUUUUUAGAUUGAUGACCUUUCUGUACUUGUAAAAAAACGAAUAGCAAAAUAAUUUCGGGUACCAUUUAAG
This is a messenger RNA of Drosophila suzukii, 860 nucleotides long. The record is from RefSeq and is a predicted model, not a curated record. NCBI's taxonomy places the organism in Eukaryota, Metazoa, Arthropoda, Insecta, Diptera, Drosophilidae.